Penicillium cinerascens is the source of this 1599-nucleotide messenger RNA. Its product is annotated as malate synthase. Gene Ontology annotation, cellular component: cytoplasm; peroxisomal matrix. The coding region runs from base 1 to 1599 and encodes 532 amino acids. The transcript is spliced from 2 exons. NCBI's taxonomy places the organism in Eukaryota, Fungi, Ascomycota, Eurotiomycetes, Eurotiales, Aspergillaceae. The record is from RefSeq and is a predicted model, not a curated record. Gene Ontology annotation, biological process: glyoxylate cycle. Gene Ontology annotation, molecular function: malate synthase activity.
AUGAGCUCCAUCGAAGCCAACCUCAAGGACGUUGCCAUCUUGGGCAACAUCCCCAAUGACGCUCGCAAGAUCUUGACCAAGGACGCCUGCGCUUUCCUGGCCGUCCUCCACCGUACCUUCAACCCUACUCGCAAGGCCCUGCUGCAGCGCCGUGUCGACCGCCAGGCCAACAUCGACAAGGGUGUCCUGCCCGACUUCCUCCCCGAGACCAAGCACAUCCGGCGCUCCCCCGCUCCUGGCCUGGUCGACCGCCGUGUCGAGAUCACCGGCCCUACCGACCGCAAGAUGGUCGUCAACGCCCUCAACUCCGACGUCUGGACCUACAUGGCCGACUUCGAGGACUCCUCCGCCCCGACCUGGGAGAACAUGAUCAACGGCCAGGUUAACCUGUACGACGCCAUCCGCCGCCAGGUCGACUUCAAACAGGGUGGCAAGGAGUACAAGCUCCGCACCGACCGCGACCUUCCCACUCUCAUUGCCCGUGCCCGUGGUUGGCACCUGGAUGAGAAGCACUUCACCAUCGAUGGCGAGCCCAUCUCCGGUAGUCUGUUCGAUUUCGGUCUGUACUUCUUCCACAACGCCAAGGAGCUUGUUGCCCGCGGCCACGGCCCCUACUUCUACCUGCCCAAGAUGGAGUCUCACCUCGAGGCCCGUCUGUGGAACGACGUCUUCAACCUGUCCCAGGACUACAUCCGUAUCCCCCGCGGCACUAUCCGCGGUACCGUGCUCAUCGAGACCAUCACCGCCGCCUUCGAGAUGGAUGAGAUCAUCUACGAGCUGCGCGAACACAGCUCCGGCCUGAACUGCGGCCGCUGGGACUACAUCUUCUCCUUCAUCAAGAAGUUCCGCCAGCACCCCAACUUCGUCCUCCCCGACCGCUCCGCCGUCACCAUGACCGUGCCCUUCAUGGACGCCUACGUCAAGCUCCUGGUCAAGACCUGCCACCGCCGCGGCGUUCACGCCAUGGGCGGCAUGGCUGCUCAGAUCCCCAUCAAGAACGACCCCGCCGCCAACGACAAGGCCAUGGAGAGCGUUCGUGCCGAUAAGCUCCGCGAAGUCCGCGCCGGUCACGACGGCACCUGGGUCGCCCACCCUGCCCUUGCCGCCAUCGCCUCGGACGUGUUCAACAAGCACAUGCCAACCCCGAACCAGCUCUUCGUCCGCCGCGAGGACGUGAACGUCACGGCCAACGAUCUUCUGAACACCAACGUUCCCGGUAGCAUCACCGAGGACGGCAUCCGCAAGAACCUGAACAUCGGCCUGAGCUACAUGGAAGGCUGGCUUCGCGGCGUGGGCUGCGUUCCCAUCAACUACCUCAUGGAAGACGCCGCCACCGCCGAGGUCUCCCGCUCGCAGCUGUGGCAGUGGUCCAAGCACAACGUCUCCACCGCCGAAGGCAAGAAGGUCGACAAGAACUACGCUCUGCGCCUGCUGCAGGAGCAAGCUGACAGCCUCGCUGCCAAGGGCCCCAAGGGCAACAAGUACCAGCUCGCCGCGCGCUACUUCGCGGGCCAGGUUACUGGUGAGGAUUACGCCGAUUUCUUGACCAGCUUGCUGUACAAUGAGAUCUCCUCGCCUGGCAGUGCUGCUAAGCUUUAA